Molecule: messenger RNA, 1300 nt
Organism: Colias croceus (clouded yellow)
Lineage: Eukaryota; Metazoa; Arthropoda; Insecta; Lepidoptera; Pieridae
Product: aminoacylase-1-like
Exons: 9
Coding region: 63-1259 (398 amino acids)
Biological process (GO): amino acid metabolic process
Cellular component (GO): cytoplasm
Molecular function (GO): aminoacylase activity
Source: RefSeq, a predicted model, not a curated record
GCAAGAAUAAAUAAUAUUCAUUAUUUAAUUUGUGUUUAAAUUUUCGAAGAAGUUUCACCGUAAUGUCGGAUUCUGAUAUCGAACAAGCUGCGGUCCGCAAUCUGCAGGAUUAUCUUCGGAUAAGAAGCGUUCAACCGAAUAUUAAUUACGAUGAAUGUAUCACGUAUCUUCGAAACCAAGCGGCGACUUUGGGUCUGCCAGUGCAAGUCUACGAGGUGGUACCCAAGAAGCCAGUUCUGGUGAUGACAUGGGAAGGACAGGAGCCAGGCCUGCCCAGUAUACUUCUCAACUCGCAUAUGGAUGUCGUUCCAGUGUUUGAAAAAAGCUGGACAUACCCACCAUUUGAAGCCAAGAUAGAAGACGGUGUAGUCUAUGGUCGAGGGGUGCAAGACAUGAAGUCCGUGGCCAUACAGUAUUUGGAGACUAUUCGAAGGCUAAAGAACAAAGGAAUAUCGCUCAAACGGACUAUACAUUUGUCCUUUGUACCAGACGAAGAAAUCGGUGGGGCCAACGGUAUGGGCAAGUUUGUCGAAUCGGAACAUUACAAGAAAUUAAAUGUUGGUUUCGCGCUUGAUGAGGGUAUCGCAAGUCCUACCGAUGACUAUAUUGUUUUCAACGCGGAGAGGUCUAUUUGGCAUGUUAAAGUGAUUUGCCCCGGGAAGUCAGGCCACGGCUCUCUGCUGCUCCCGGAUAAUUGUGGCGAGAAGAUGCGUUACAUUAUCGACAAGUUUAUGGACUUGCGUCAGGAGUCGAAGAAGAAACUAGAAGAUAAUGCGCAGCUGACUAUAGGAGAUGUCACAACUGUGAAUUUGACCAUGCUUGAGGGCGGCAUCCAGAACAAUGUUGUACCAGAAAAAUUGUCAGCAAGUUUCGAUAUACGACUGGCUUUGUCCGUCGACUUUACCGAAUUUGAAAACAUGAUAAAAAAUUGGUGCAAGGAAGCUGGAGCUAACGUAACAUAUGAGUUUGAGCAGAAAGAUGAUUAUGUUCCACCAACACCAACAAACGACUCUAAUCCUUACUGGACAGCAUUCAAGACUACGAUAGAAAAACUUAAAAUACCACUACAACUUCGCACGUUCCCUGGUGGUACGGAUUCCCGUUACGUACGUAAAGCUGGCGCACCUGCUCUAGGAUUCUCACCGAUUCGCCGGACGCCACCCGGUCUACACGAACACAACGAAUGUCUACAAGUCUCAGUAUUUCUUGAGGGCAUUCGAAGCUAUGAGGAAAUUAUCCCAGCAGUGGCAAAUUCUUAAAAAUGAUAUCUGUUUCGUAAAUAAAUGUCAUUAAAAUAUAA